AUGUCAUCGCUAGCUGGUUAUCAAAUACUCAGGGAGUCAACCAUGGUUAGGAUACAAGGGUUCAAGAUGAUGCACGAAACCACGCUCGAUGCUUAUCGACGUCCAGCUGCCUUGAAAAUUGUCAUUGGCGACGUCCGCUUGUCGCUAGCGACAGUGCGCGACAACGCAGGGCGAGCGACUAUGAACACAUGGCAGACUGUGAAUGGCGAGUUCAAAGAAACGAGGACUUUUGACGUGCAGGGAAGGCUAGCUACUUGUGAAAUGAACGCAAAAGAGAGGUGGACUUUCUCAUAUAACGAUGACAGCAGACCAUUGUUAGUGAAUGAUAUGACAUUUGACUGGAAUUCUGGCGGUGUGCCAAAAAAGAUAGGAAGGCUAGAGUAUGCUGUUGAUGGUAAUGGAUGGACUGGCAAAAGAGGAGAUAUAUCGUUUGAAAUGGAUGGAUACGGUAGAUUGAUUGGAGCUCGAGGACCAUCGAUUGAUAUGAAAUUUGAUUAUGAUUUUCAAAAUCGGCUAAUUACAUAUAGGAAUGGAGCGAUCUCCUACUCUCUCUACUAUGCUCUGCCACACCUUCCCGGACGAGUUUCCCAUUUCCAAUCAUCGUCUGAUUCAUCUGCCACAGCCAUAUUGUAUACUGAGGAAGGCGUACCAUUUGCAAUGAGCCGGGAUGGUUAUCGAUAUGCGCUAGCGGUAGAUGAUGAAGGAAGUUUGAGAUAUGUACUAAGCGAGUCCGGUGUUGAUAAGGAAAUUCAUCGUGAUCCAUUUGGACGAGUUAUCGCCGAUACACAAUCAUCGCAGUGGAUUCCGCUUGGUUUCCGUGGAGGAAUUGACAUUCCCGAAUUGUCAGUGACAAUUCUGCCAAACUCCCGACCAUACGAUACCAUGAUCGGCCGGUACAUGUCGUUUGGCCCUUCGCAAAUCCAGAGGAUCAGUUUCAAGGAUAUCAUGCGAUCUGUGGAUCCAUUUUCACUAGAG
Molecule: messenger RNA, 975 nt
Organism: Cylicostephanus goldi
Lineage: Eukaryota; Metazoa; Nematoda; Chromadorea; Rhabditida; Strongylidae
Source: the annotation of a GenBank genome assembly